Colletotrichum truncatum is the source of this 1428-nucleotide messenger RNA. RefSeq names its product C6 transcription factor. The record is from RefSeq and is a predicted model, not a curated record. Gene Ontology annotation, biological process: regulation of DNA-templated transcription. Lineage: Eukaryota; Fungi; Ascomycota; Sordariomycetes; Glomerellales; Glomerellaceae. Gene Ontology annotation, molecular function: zinc ion binding; DNA-binding transcription factor activity, RNA polymerase II-specific.
AUGGUGAAUCGCGGUCGAUUGUCGCCGGCCUGCUUUCCUUGCAGAUCGAGGAAGCUGAGGUGUGAUCUUCAGAAGGAUACCUGUGGACAAUGCCAAAGGGCUAAGAUAGCUUGUCAUGGCUAUCGGGACCCGGCUGCCCUGCAAUUCCGAGAUGAGUCUCUUUCAAUUGAACAAAGAGCGCUCUCAAGUGGAGACGAUGAUUUCUUUGUCAGAAUGACAAGUCGGCCGGGCACUCUCGAACUAAACUGGGACGCUCGUGCACGAUAUGCGUUCUUCUCAACUUAUAUCAACGGGUUUACGCGCAGCAUGGGGGAGGUGGCCUACUAUUGUAGGACGGCCCGCAGCUCUGACCACCUUUCCGCAAGUGUGGAGGCCGCCAGCCUAGCGUUCAUGGCCACACAGUUGAGUAGCACGUACCUCAUGCGACUGGCGAAUGCGAGUUAUGUUACGGCGAUACGAAGGCUCAAUCACUUCUUGACCGAACUGGAGUCCCAAGGGGCAGAAGAGGCGCUUCAGUCAGUGCUUCUCCUUGACAUCUACGAGAAAAUGGUUCAUCGGGAUGCUUGGGCUUCACAAGCUUGGAUGAGCCACUCUCAAGGAGGUCUAUCCCUAUUAAACACCCGGGCAUCAAGCAUUCUAUCAAGCCCAGCCGGCUGCCACCUCGCUGCACGAUUAGUUACAGCAGUUACUGUAAGCUGCGUAACAAAAGGCGUCAACACCCCCAAAGAGUUAGCGACACUGCGUCGCAACAUCGGCUACCGUGUUAGCAGUCCUAAAUGGAGUUUCCUUGGCGUGUUAAGCCGGGUAUAUAAUCUUCAUUUCGAUUUUGAAAGAGGAAAAGUUUCUAAGCGCGACUUCGUUGUGAGAGCGAAAUGUUUGGAUGAUCACUUGGAGACAUUGGACAAAACCGUACCGUCGGCAUGGCGGCCUCAGACAAUACAAAUCUCUGAGAACGAUGUGAAUGUUCUUGGCAGUUGUUACGACGUUUAUCCAGAUCAUUAUACCACUCAAGUCGUCAACGCCCUUCGAACUAUGCGCCUUAUCCUCUACAGCAUAUCGAAACAUCAUGUUUCAGAUGUCAAUUACAUACAGAAAACCAUUUCCCCAGAGACAGUUUGUACCUUAACGCGUCAGGUGUGUGCCUCGGUGCCACAGUUCAUACUGCCCGGCGUACGCACCUCAAACUCAAUCCCGUUCUCCCCGUUGCAGCAGCUGCAGUGUAGGACCUUUUUGACCCCUUUAUACUUCGUUCACCAAAUUUCUGAGGAAGCUUCGGUAAGAGAAUGGGUCCGGCGUUGCAUGAGGUUCAUGUGGGAAUAUGGAAACAUGAGAACAGCGAAAGAUAUUGCAGAUGUCAUGGAGACUAGACCUAAUCUGAAUUACUGGACUGUUUUUGCUAUGACAGGGAGUUAUGCAUUCUCAGCUUGA